Oncorhynchus mykiss (rainbow trout) is the source of this 3394-nucleotide messenger RNA. RefSeq names its product coiled-coil domain containing 178 (gene ccdc178). The record is from RefSeq and is a predicted model, not a curated record. Lineage: Eukaryota; Metazoa; Chordata; Actinopteri; Salmoniformes; Salmonidae.
GUUUAUGCAGCCAUUCAACGCUGAAUAGAAUCACACGGGACAUUACAACUCCUUUCUUGUAACUUUCUGGUCAUAAAAUAAAGUUAGUUGAAAAUUUCAUCGGAUAUAUUGUUUCCAGAUAACGUAUCGGUGGUAGUUACAGUAGCGCCUGAAUCAGGAUGUUAAAAUUUUAAAAGAACGAAGGCCUAUCCAUUCUGGGAACAAUAUUGUGGAGAUUGCAUAUUGCGACAAUGCCUGAAGUUGAACCACUCAGAUUUCCAUCAAGGGAGGACGGGCCAAGUUUACAAGAUCAGGUAGAUCUUCAAGCAGUGUGCCCCAGCAGACGUCGCAGUUGUGCCCUGGUUAACACCCCCUCGCCGUGCGUCAACAAAGCUGUUUGCCAUAUUCAGGAGCUGAAGAGGAAAGUGGAGAGCUGGUGUCAACAGUCAGGAAAUGUUCAGCAUCAGAUGUCUCAUGAAAAACAGCAAAAAAGCAAAACUUUUAGAUUGAAUUCCAGUGAAUCUGUGUCUUCAAUGAUACCUACAGAGUUAUACAUCGAAGGCAUUGGACUAAGUGCAAGAGGUGAGAGAGAGGGUGACCUGUUGUCUCCGCUGCGUAAGGAAACCACGGACGUCCUGGUAGAAGUAGUGUAUCUGAUUGAACGUCUGGAAGCUGAUCGCCAGGAUGCAGAGGAGGCUCUACAGUCGGAGAAGAAAAGAAGGAGAACUUUAGGGAGGAAAAUGUAUAGUAUUUCACUGUGGAAGCAGCAGGAGUUCCCUGUAGCUGUCCAGAAAGAGCAUGAGGCCUGUACCAGAGACAUCAGUGAAUUGAAAUGGCAUCUGAAAUUGAGAAGAGAUAAACUUCACCAAGUGACAGAUAGAUUGAUCAAGACAGAAGUUCUGAAUCGGCGGUUAAAUGAGGACAUUGAUUUCAUCAAGAAAAAUGGGCCUCUGGUGAAGGAAAAACUGCAGCUGGAGAGCGAUUUCAUGAUCCAAAUUAAUACGGCUCAACAUAAGGCCCUUGAGACAUUUUCAAAGACCUUCAGUGAACUGAAGAGUUUUCAAGAAGAGAUGAGAAAGGAAGAACUGAAAGCAGAUGAGGAUAGAGGAUUGAUGUUCAAUGAACUUAAGGGCAUCAGGAAUCUGCUAAAUGACAGACUAACUGAGUUCCAGCAGCUGAUAGAUUAUUGGGAUGGCUACUGCAUUACAUUGAAGGAGACAGAGGAGAGGGUAGCUUUGAAGGAGGAGGAGUGGGGAGACAUGUCACAACAUAUCCCUGUGCUAGAGGUGCAGGAGACUGCAGUCAAUGAUCUGGUUGUGGAGUUGAACAUAUUUAUUGAGGUUGAAGGUAGAAAAAUUGCACAAUUAAAGGAAGAGAUUUCAGAGCUGCAGAAAGAAAUCCAUGCAACUAGACUUGCAGGUGAAGCGGCGGUCUCUCACUCCGAGGAGGUGUUCUGUAAGAAGCAUCAGGACAUCUUGGCUCUCCAUGAGGAAAACAAAGAGUAUGAACUAGAGACUGAGGACUACAGUAACACGAUCUAUGAGAGUGAGCAGGCAGUGAAGCAGCUUCAGAAGGAGAGGAAGCGCAUGCUACAGAAGAUCAGUGUGAAUGAGGAACAGAGAGAAGAGGCCAAGGAGGAGUUGUCCCAGGUGGCAGCAAUGCACGCUAACACCAAGGUCAACCUGGAGGAGCUGGAGCAGCAGACCUUCAUGGAGGAGCAGAGGAUGAGGAAAGUGAUUGAGAAUCUGAAGAAAGACAUGAUGAGCGAGAUGAAAGCCAUGGCCAUUCUGAAGGAUACAUUAACAACAUUUAAAGCAGAAUUACACCAGGAGCAAACCAACACAGAAAACGCCAGAUGGGAACUUCAUAAGGAAUUUGAAGAGGUGUCAUCAGCUACAAAACAACUGGAAAUUGAAAUGGAAAAACUGAGAAAGGUUUACAAUGAUAAAUCUGAGAAAAUUGAACGUUUAAGGGAGAAACUCUGUGAUAUUCUAACAGAACACAAAAACACUACAAAUUGUCUGGAAAAGGAAAGGAACCUGAAACUUGACCAUCUAAAUACAGUCAAGGAAUUACACCAAGAUGUUACCAAGAGGUUUGACCACGCCUUGAGCAGAAUCACAGUCCUCACUGCUAAGUCCAAAGAGUACAGAACAGGGUCUGACAGGAUGGAGGAAACAGCAGCCACAAUGCCAGAUGUCAUUGAAGAACUACAGUCCGUCUUUGAUGCCGUAGAGUUCAAAAACCAAACAGCUACGUUGAUCAUGAACACCUUGGAACGUGAUAUCACCAACUGUCAACAACGGAUUGAGCAAGCAGUGCAAACUCACACUACUCUAUUCACAACCAGACAGCAAAAAAUGGAGGAAACCAAGUCCGACCUAAAGGUAGCCCUAAGAGAGAACGUUGAGUUGGCCCAUGAGUACAGAGCCCUUCAGAAAGUCCUGAUGAUCGUCAAGCAGGGGGCUGUUGGGGUGUUUGACGAGAGGAAUCGAGCAGAGGCAUCUUUUUAUGAUCACAAACAGAUUUCUUUGUUGCAGAAGAGGAUGCACAAAGCUGUGGUGAAAUACUUCAGACAACGCAGCCUCUAUAGCCAGGCUGAACUGGCCCGCUUCCAGACCCUCUCUAAUGAGAACAACCAGAAAAUAAAAACUGUCCAGGAGGAGUUGUCAGAAGCAAUCCGGCGCAUUUCUGCCUUUCUGCACUCUCUGGCAGAUGACUCAACAACCAGUGAGGAUGCUCCGACGAUGGAGACAGCAGCAGGGAACAAACAAGUGGGUCUGGAUGCCAUUGGGUUGAACAAGAAGAAGAUGCCUACAGUUCAGAUAACAGUGUAAUUGGACAUUCACCUGGUGCCAGACAACUUACUUACCCCAGCACGCUUCACUCACUCACUAUCCCCCCCCCCCCUCUCUCUCUCUCUCGCUCUCUCUCUCUCUCUCUCACCAGCAGCAGAUCCAUAACAAUGAAACAGGUGACUUUCAUGCUGCUGCCAGGACUGAUCUAAUUUUAGCAGGGUGAAUGAUUGCAAUUGGCUUUGCCUCAUCAGAUAAUUAAUCUAUGUCACCAUUAAUUGGAAAAGAGAAUAAUUACAGGCAGUGUUGACAGAAAUUCUAAGCUUCUCCAGAUUUGGAGAUCUAAUCAGGACUACUAAAACCCACCGUGACCUUAACUACCACUUAGUACACUACCUCGACCACCCGGACCAAUGUCCGAGCAAAACACUUCCUCUCAGGAGACAAGCACACUUGUUGUUGUUGUUGUUUCAUUUUUUUUUUAUCCCUCUCUCAUUUUCUCUCUCCCUCUUCUAGAAAGCUGUCUCCCUCAAUCACUUUUCAAUAUUCAAUCUUAAUUUUGUGGAAGUUUAGCAUUUUCAAUGAGCUGGAGAUGAAUGAUUAAUGAAUAAAUUUAAAUG